Panicum hallii is the source of this 522-nucleotide messenger RNA. Its product is annotated as sharpin. NCBI's taxonomy places the organism in Eukaryota, Viridiplantae, Streptophyta, Magnoliopsida, Poales, Poaceae. The coding region runs from base 1 to 522 and encodes 173 amino acids. The transcript has a single exon. The record is from RefSeq and is a predicted model, not a curated record.
AUGGGGGAGGAGGAGGUGCAGGAGGCGGAGGACGCCGGCGCGCUGAAGCGGAAGCGCGGCGCGGGCGGGGAGGCGGAGGACGACGACGCCGGCGCGGAGGAUGCGGCGGAGGGCGGCGCGUACGAGAAGGACCUGCUGGGGGAGGACGGCGGCGGCGACAGCGAGGGCAUCGCGGAGGAGGCCGUGGCGGAGGUGAUGCGGUGGCUGGAGGCGGAGAUCGCCGAGUUCCCGCCGGCCGGCCCCGGGUUCGUGACCAUCAACGGCAACGAGGAGAGCUGCGGCCCGUCCUUCUCCGCGGCGGCGUCGACGGUGAUGGCCUCCGUCGACACCCGGGCCGGCGCGCCGCCCCCGCCGCCCGUGCCCUGGCCGUGGCCGGACCCGCCCGUUCCCGCGGAGGGGGGCGCCGCGGGGGCGCCGACGACGAUGGUGGACGUGGAGAUGGGGCCGGGCGGCGAGGCCGACGAGGAGUGGCUGGCGCGGCUGCUGACCUGCGGCGGGCCCCUGCUGGAGGGCGUCCUGUAG